GCCGUAGCUGCGCCGGAACCGGAAGCCGAACCUUUCCUGUUUCAGUCCAUUGAAAGAAAACAUCAACAUUAGGAUCAUCGCGAGCCAUGCGCUGAUUCUGAGCUCUGUUCGUGAACGGCGGCAGAAUGGGCUCGGCACCGGACAGAUUCCGCGGGGUGGCGAUCUGGCUGAUUCUCGCCGGACUCGUGCGUCUGUCACACAACACCGAGCCCGGACAGAAACACCCGGCGAGCGGUGCCCUGACAGCGCUCUCUGUCUCCUCAGAUGCGGCGGAGGCCGGCGGCCCGGACCCGGAGCAGCUGGAGCAGGUGGAGGAGCUGGAGAUGAAGGAGGUGGCGGGGGAAGCGUGCGCUGAGGGCCGCUGUGAGACCGAGACCGAGGCGCUGCUGUCCGCCGUGCUUCACAGCGACACCGGAGAAACCCAGAACCUCACCGACACCAAGAGCUACAAAGUGAACUGCGACAGAAGGAACAUCAGCGGCACUGAGCGCCCCACGGUCCAGAUCCUCACCGCGUCUCAGGACCUGAUGGAGCUCCUGAACGCCAGCAGCACCGAAUGCUCCCUGGUUCUCUUUUACACCACGUGGUGUCAGUUUUCGGCAAACCUCGCCCCGCACUUCAACACCCUGCCGCGGGUGUUUCCCAGCAUGCACUUCGUGGCGCUGGACGCGUCCCAGCACAGCAGUCUCUCCACGCGCUUCGGAACCGUGGCCGUGCCCAACAUCCUGCUGUUUCAAGGAGCCAAACCCAUGGCCCGGUUCAACCAGACGGACAGAACGCUGGAGACGCUGAGCUCCUUCAUCACAAACCAGACAGGUAUGGAAGCGAGUCCAGGUCAGGCCGGACUGGAGGAGGGACCUCUGCCUGCGGUUCCUGUCAGAGGCAUCGACUGGCUCUUUGUGUUUUCGGUGCUGUUCCUGUCCGGCUUCGGCCUGUAUGCCCUCCUCUGCUCAGACAGCAUCCCGUGGCUCGUUCCAGGACCGGAGCACGUGCAUCAGGACUAGAGCCGCUGCCAUCCCAGUCUACAUACAUGCAGAAUAAAUCAGUGAAUGACUGUACAGAGUCUGCUCGUGGUGUUGUGUCCUUGUGUAGUUCUGUUCUGGGCCUGGUGUUAAAUCAGAACGGCUCAAGAAAGACACCGGGAUACAAUAUUAAAAUGCAAACUUAUGUCUGAGAUACAAGAGCACGGUGAGGUGGUGUGAUGGGAGUCAGUGCACUAGUGCUCCGUUGAGAACACAGCCCGGGAGGGGACGGGUCGGUGAAGUAAUGGAAGGAUGCAUCCAGUCACCCACAAUCCUUUGCACACAUUGCAAAUCAUGAAAAGAGCGGCUGGGAAAUGAAUCCGCACUGAGCUCAUCUAAUUUAAUUACGAACUGCAAGACAGAAACAAUUAUUAUUAUUAUUAUUAUUUAAAUUGACAUUACCUGUACUGCAUUAAUAAAAAGUCCGUUAAAAUAAAGUACACACAGACUUGAAAGUA
This is a messenger RNA of Cyprinus carpio (common carp), 1480 nucleotides long. RefSeq names its product thioredoxin domain-containing protein 15-like. Gene Ontology annotation, cellular component: cilium. Gene Ontology annotation, biological process: cilium assembly. The record is from RefSeq and is a predicted model, not a curated record. The coding region runs from base 126 to 1004 and encodes 292 amino acids. Lineage: Eukaryota; Metazoa; Chordata; Actinopteri; Cypriniformes; Cyprinidae. The transcript has 4 exons.